This is a messenger RNA of Heterobasidion irregulare TC 32-1, 2964 nucleotides long. RefSeq lists its product as uncharacterized. The record is from RefSeq and is a predicted model, not a curated record. The transcript is spliced from 14 exons. Bases 54 to 2195 code for a protein of 713 amino acids. Lineage: Eukaryota; Fungi; Basidiomycota; Agaricomycetes; Russulales; Bondarzewiaceae.
ACAUUCCAACGUCUUUGUUGAUAGUCCGGAUCGAAGGAUUGGACAUAAUCAGCAUGUCGAGCAUACACGGCUCUCCAUCUAAGAGUAAGAGUAAAGAGGAUGACUAUUGGCAACCUGGUUGGUGGGAGUUGCAGUCAUUCGCAGAAUACGAUGAGAGACCUCUUUCAUGGAGCGCAUCGUCCAUUAUAUUCACUGCCCAUCCUACGAAGCCAUUCGUACUUGGCCGCCUAUUCACGACGUCCAAAGAAUUCAUCAUCCCAUCGCCGACCCCAGUCACUGCUCCAUCCGCUAUGUUCGAACCCCCCUCUGUCAUCACAGCGUCCCCUGAUGACAGAUCAUUAUUUGCCUACUUCCCAUGUCGAGAUGGGACAGGCUUGGGAUGUUUCUGGAGUAGAGGCCUUGAGGUAGAUAAUUGGGGCGUGAAAGAAUACUUUACAUUUCCCAGAGGAUCUGAUGUCAUAACCUCUGCGUGGCUUGGUGGCCCUCGGACAUGGGUGACGGAUCCUAGUGGACGCGGUAUUCGUCUGCCUUUGCAAGGUCCUCCGACACCAUGCACCCUUCCAACGUUUAUGGUCGUCACGCGCAAUCUUGAAGUUAGCCUAUACUACAUACGCAAUGGCUCACAUAAGUUUAUGGUUCUCAGCUGCUCCCUCACGCAACCAGACCAGUUGUAUGAGAAGGAAGCCCAUGGACCCUCUGAGACGCCUACAACUCCAGGGGGCGCGAAGAUAUGUGUAAGAGCAGCUAUCGGGCUUAGCUACAACGAGCCAUCAAUCUUGAUUGCCACGCAUUCAAGGACCAUCGCACCACCUCUCGAUUCAUCGUCUUUCAACGUGGAUAUGCCUUUCGCCCUUGAGGUAGCGCACCAGAACCAGCCAACCGAAUCUUUCAGAGCGGACGAUUGGAAUAACUGGGCCGAAGAACCAAUGAUAGAGCUCUGUGAAGUUCGCGUCGGAUUUGACGAGGCCGUAAUAAGUCUCUCUACAAAUCCACUUCCUGCAAUAUAUUGUCCUACAGAGCAUCUGAACAAGAUGAUUCUAGUACCGCAACGCCCUUCCUCUGAGAGUAAGGGGGCUUUAUAUCUCGCGAUGUCAUUUCUAGAUUUUGGCUCAUACACGUCCCCUCCAAAAUCGGAAUUGAAGUUAUAUUCGCUCUUCAAGAAUCCUACACCCUUGAACAAUAGCCAACCUAAUUGGCUGUCUCGUCUGAAGACUGCUCGAUCAUUCACUUCAGAAAUAUUGACAUUCAUAUCGCGCCAUGUCACCGGAUUCCCAACAGAUACCCUAUUAGUUGGAACACUCAAUACCUCCGCCAACGUAUCUAGGAAUCAUCGCAAGUUUAAAGAGACCUCCAUUGGAAGUAUUCAUGUUCUGCAGAUGCCUUCACUUGAGAAUGAUAAUUAUUGGAGGACUGUGCCUGUGUUGUCGAUCAGCUCAGAAAAUAUUUUACCAGAUCUAUUGUUGAGCGUAGCUCUAUCCCCUAAUGGGGCCCUUCUUUGUGCUGCUUCGCCUCCCUUGUAUUCUCCCUCGAAGAUAUCGGUACAUCCUCUUCCAAGACGAUACUCUGCGGGCAGCAAAGGUCACACGCCAAUACCCCCGGAUACAUACAUCCUAGUAUCUGCCAUCAAAACGCCAAAGUCUGUGGCUGACAUUGUGCACCAACUGUCGCUUUCUUCGAGCCCUCUCAGUCAAGUUGAAGAUGUCCUCUGCUGCACACUGAGCUUACUGGAACAACACGCGGGAAAGAUCUGGUCAUACUGGUUGAAUGACCUUGUCGGCCUAGUGCUCGAGGUUUAUCGGUCAAGAGCUCGUCGAACAGACAAUCCUGUACUCAAGGAGCAGAUCACUGUUCGUUACCAGACAGCCCAGGAUCUAUGUUCCAUCAUUGCUUGUCACAGCGCCUUUGAGGAUUGCAAGGAUGGCGACCUCUAUGAUUUCGAGGCAGUGUGGCCAUUGAUUGGUCUAAGCACCUGGUUUCUGGACUUCUCGGAGAAGCUUCUGCGGGAGUGUGUUCUUUUACACAACGCGGGGGAAGACGGAGUGCCUGCGCAACCUUCUAUGAGCGUUGACGAAGAUGACCUAUUUGGAUCCUCUACAUCUCUCCUCGAAGGCGGUGCACGCCGUCUCUUCCAUACUAUUACACGUGGUACACCCAUACGCCCUGGAGUCGUUCCGCGCCACUUUAGGAGAUGUUAGGCGUUUCCGCGAUCAACUGAACGCGUCGAGUUCUGGCUCUGAGAGGAUCCAAAUUGCGAAGAGUGUCUUUCUUGACACUGUCGCUUGCUCCGGUAUCAAGCUAAAGGAGCUGGAUGCAGUGUUGGUGGCCGUUGCGGAAGGAGUCAAAAACAUCGAUCGUAUGGACUUGAAGCGUAGUCUGAUUCUCUGCCAACCCUUGCCCUCCCUUCUCCCCCUUCUCCGCAAAAUCGCACAGACAAUUUCCACUUCUCACGCGAUCGACAAGCCACUGCUCUUCAUCAAACCCGAUGAGAUUGUCACCGGCGUUCCUGGACCACACUUUUUCGACCGAGACUCGGAUGUGCAGCGAAUGAAAGACAGCGAACGCGAUAUCGUGUCAAAGACAUCGAUGCUGCACCACGAGCACGCGCGCAUAUGCCUACGUUGCGGGGGUCGUUCGGAAAAUUUACAGUCGGCGAUGAUGCACACAAAGGUAGCGUCUUUGAGGUGGAACGCGUGGUAUAGGAACUGGGCUGUCAAAUGCGUCUGCGGCGGCCAAUGGGCAAGCGAUAGGAAUCAAACUUAUGUAUGAUCAGGGGAGUUUUGCACUUCAGCCUAUUGACGUGAUCAUGGCAGUUUUGAAAGGACAGGCCGGCAAGGUCAUUGAAAAACCCUACGGUAAAGUUACACAGUAGAGGGAGUAUCCCUACACAGGACCUUCCUUCCCAAAAAAAUCUCCAAAUUCAUGAUGCAGUAUACGACAUAUUAAAAUCUAUGCAACAAACAUCUC